AUGGGGCGCGGGGCCCCCCUCGGACGGUGCCUGCUGCGGGCGGCGCUGUUGCUCGCCCUCUGCCCCGGCGCCGCCGGCGGCACCUGGACGUGGCUGGGCAUCGCCGCCGCCGGCGGUCCGGAGAAAACGGGGUGCCCCAGCCCGCCGCUGAGCCCCCGGCAGCAGGAGCUGUGCAGGGAGAAGCCGGAGCUGGUGCCAGCCAUCCGGGAGGGAGCGAGCCUCGGCCUCCGCGAGUGCCGCAGCCAGUUCCGACACGAGCGCUGGGACUGCCGCCCCCCGCCCGCAGCCUUCGGGCAGCAGCUGAGCAGCGGCACGAAGGAGACGGCGUUCAUACAUGCGGUGACGGCGGCGGGCCUGGUGCACGCCGUGACGCGGUCCUGCAGUGCGGGCAACGUGACCGAGUGCUCCUGCGACACCAGCCUGCAGAGCGGCGGCUCGGCCAGCGAGGGCUGGCACUGGGGUGGCUGCUCGGAUGACAUCCACUACGGGAUGUCAUUCAGCAGGAGGUUCCUGGACGUGCCCGUGAAGAACGUAACGGGCAAGAGCGGGAGUGGGCUGGCAGCGAUGAACCGGCACAACAACGAGGCUGGGAGGCAGGCAGUAGCAAAGCUGAUGUCAGUGGACUGCCGCUGUCACGGUGUAUCUGGGUCCUGUGCUGUGAAGACGUGCUGGAAAACCAUGUCCUCCUUUGAGAAGAUUGGCCGGUUUUUAAAGAAUAAGUAUGAAAACAGCAUACAGAUAUCAGACAGACUGAAAAAAAAGUUACGCAGGAAAGAGAAAAGCCAGCGAACAAUACCAAUCCAGAAGGAAGACCUGCUGUAUGUGAACAAAUCGCCCAAUUACUGUGUAGAAGAUCAAAAGCUGGGAAUCCCUGGGACUCAGGGGAGGGAAUGCAACCGCACAUCGGAGGGACCCGACGGCUGCAACCUCUUGUGCUGUGGGCGCGGGUACAACACCCACGUGGUCAGGCACGUGGAAAGGUGCGACUGCAAGUUUGUCUGGUGCUGCUAUGUGCGCUGCCGGCGGUGUGAGACCAUGACUGAUGUACAUACCUGUAAAUAA
Cygnus atratus (black swan) is the source of this 1062-nucleotide messenger RNA. It is a transcript of the gene WNT16, whose product is annotated as Wnt family member 16. Lineage: Eukaryota; Metazoa; Chordata; Aves; Anseriformes; Anatidae. The record is from RefSeq and is a predicted model, not a curated record. The coding region runs from base 1 to 1062 and encodes 353 amino acids. The transcript has 4 exons. Gene Ontology annotation, cellular component: extracellular region. Gene Ontology annotation, molecular function: frizzled binding; cytokine activity. Gene Ontology annotation, biological process: multicellular organism development; neuron differentiation; cell fate commitment.